AUGCUUGGAAACCAGAGGGAGCCAGAUGACAACUCAUUCUUCGGAAAGCUCGAUGGGUUUGGGAACUCCUUCGGAAGAAGACAUGGCACAGGCUCUGGGAUGGGUGCCUUCAGUCAGCAGGGUGGGAUGGGUAACUUAUUUGGUGAGAGGAGUAGUCAUGGGAUCAUGGAUGGUUUCGACUCCUUGAACGAUGGCAUGAACGAGAAGCUGGACGACGCGGCCCGCACCUUUCACAUGACGGAUGAGGUUGAGGACGAUGACUAUGAUUUCAGGCCAGAUGUGAAUUACAGGCGAGGCUCGACUUACAAUGUCCUGGAUCUUGACCUGACAAGACCUGCAGCCCCAAGGAAUCCUCCUAGACCUCAGUUUGAAACUUCUACAAAGGAAGUUUUAAGGAAAGCUGAUUUUAGGAAUGUUAGAUUCCUCGCCAACUUUAUUACAGAGGCUGGCAUUAUCAUCAAGAGGAAUCAGAUCAUGCUUUCUCAGAUUGUUGUCAAUAAUGCUAUUCUCUUGUUCAGAGCUGAAUGCAUAUUCUCUUACGAAGGGGUGUCAGAGUUCAAGCAGCAACUGCCCUUCAAUGCAUUAUUUUUCAAAUGUUACUCUUACAGUCUUAUUACUAGCAGAAAUGGGACACUGACCAAGAUAAGUGCGAAAGCUCAGCGCAAGGUGGCGAGAGAGAUUAAAACAGCGCGUGUACUGGGGCUGAUGCCUUUCACGACGAUGGGCAAGAGGCCAUUCAUCUUUGGCAGAAGUGCGGAGGAGGAUGCUUCAGAAGAGGAAUAUGGGUAUGAAUUCGUCCAGAAGGAUGCUGGGCCUGAGGACACUGUUGGAGAUGCUGUGCCCGAUUUGGAGACUGCGUAA
Molecule: messenger RNA, 861 nt
Organism: Triticum turgidum subsp. durum (durum wheat)
Lineage: Eukaryota; Viridiplantae; Streptophyta; Magnoliopsida; Poales; Poaceae
Source: the annotation of a GenBank genome assembly